AAAUACUAUAUUUUCUCUUUCUGUUCCUUCUUUCUAUCUUAUUCCUUCUAUCUUAUUUUGUUAAAGCUAGAAUAUUUUAUAACAUUGCUCAUUAUUCUUGUGUUGUUAUUUGGUAUGCCAUUAUUGUCAAUGGAGUAUCCGCUGCCAGUUUUCUUCCUUAUCUUGAUUCCAUUCUUCUUACUCAUCUACAAACAGCUUAUACAAAAAUCUCGAAACCUUCCACCAGGGCCUCGACCAUGGCCAGUGCUAGGAAAUAUUCUCCAGAUUGGGAAAAGGCCUCAUAUAUCCCUGGCAGAAUUUGCCAAAAUUCAUGGGCCCUUAAUUUCUGUCAAGUUGGGAACUCAAAUUGUUGUCGUGGCUUCAUCCCCUGAUUCUGCAGCUGAAAUCCUCAAGACUCAAGAUCGUCUGCUCUCGGCUCGAUCUGUGCCCAGAGUUGCUGUAUAUGAAGUCUCUGUUAUGGAUCAACACUCAAUUGUGUGGUCCAGUGAUUUGAGCAAUCACUGGAAGUUCUUACGGGCAUUUUGUAGAACACAUUUGUUCUCACCCAAAGCGGUGGAAUCACAGAUUAGUCUGAGGGAGAAAAAAGUGUCGGAAAUGAUAGAUUUUCUUAGGUCCAGGAAACGGGAAACUGUGAAGAUUUCUGAAAUUCUGUUUGGAACCAUUUUAAACACACUGGGCAACCUUUUCUUUUCAAAAGAUUUAUGUGAUUUGGAUUAUGAAAGGAACACCAGUGGGAUCAAACAUGUUUUAAGAAAAUAUAUAGAAUUGGGAGCUAUGCCAAAUAUAUCAGAUUUCUAUCCUCUAUUUAAUGCUCUGGAUCUGCAGAGAUUGAGAAAGCAGACUGAAAUAUAUCAGAAUCAAUUGAUCAACAUCUGGAGUGAAAUUGUAAAGGAAAAAAGGCAGGCAAUUAGUCGUCGUAGCUCUGAUUUUUUGGAUGUUAUGAUUGAUAGUGGAUUCUCCGAUUUACAGAUCAAUAUCUUAUUGAUAGAAUUAAUUGGUGCGGGUUCUGACACCACUACCUCAACAAUUGAAUGGGCAAUGACAGAAUUGCUAAGAAACAAGGAUGCUAUGCACAAACUUCAGGCUGAGCUUAAAAGUAAGAUUGGGGUAAAUCAUAUUAUCACAGAAUCCAACAUCACUGAACUUCCAUAUUUGGCUGCUUGUGUCAAGGAAACAUUGAGAAUCCAUCCACCUACUCCCUUCUUGAUUCCUCGUCGUGCUCCUGAGACGUGUAAGAUUAUGGAUUAUACCAUCCCAAAGAACGCGAGGUUGUUUGUGAACGUUUGGGCAAUAGGGCGUGACUCUAAUACAUGGGAAGAUGCAUUAUCUUUCAGGCCCGAGCGGUUUCUCGACUCGAAUGUGGACUUCAGGGGUCAAGAUUUUGAAUUCAUACCAUUUGGCGGAGGGAGGAGAAUAUGCCCUGGCUUAGCAUUUGCUAGGCAAGAAAUACACUUGAUUUUAGCUAGUUUGAUCCAUUACUUUGAGUGGUCACUUCCCAAUGAUGAGGAUCCAAUGCAGUUAGAUAUGGAAGAAAAGUUUGGUGUUACUCUACAGAAAGAAAAGCCUCUACUGAUUAUCCCUAUGUAAUAUGUGUAGCUUUUUUCUCUCCAUAUGCAACAUGUACACUUACAAAUAAAAACUAGUUGCCUCAAAUUGGUGGUUCCUUACUGUCUUUACUUGGCAUAUCAAAUUUCCAUAUUUCAACUAUUUAUGUAUUCUUAUCAUUUUAAACAUGUAAAUCCUCAUUUUCCUUAAAUUAUGCUCCAAAGCAAUGUGAUUUAUGUGUAUGUAUGCCGUAUGUAUUA
This is a messenger RNA of Solanum dulcamara, 1805 nucleotides long. RefSeq names its product probable (S)-N-methylcoclaurine 3'-hydroxylase isozyme 2. Gene Ontology annotation, molecular function: oxidoreductase activity, acting on paired donors, with incorporation or reduction of molecular oxygen; monooxygenase activity; iron ion binding. Bases 115 to 1587 code for a protein of 490 amino acids. The transcript has 2 exons. Lineage: Eukaryota; Viridiplantae; Streptophyta; Magnoliopsida; Solanales; Solanaceae. The record is from RefSeq and is a predicted model, not a curated record.